GUGAUUGUUUGCAAUGUUUGGACACGUUUUGCAUCCAUUGGACGAGUGAUGCAACUAUUGGUGACUGAUUGCAGUGAUUGCAGUCGUAUUGGUCUUAUUGGUGACAAUUAGGUGACAAUUAGCACAUCCGCCACACAAUCCCCACAACCGCCACAAUGCCCACAAUCAAUGUCAACAGAGAUCUUCUCUUCAAACUACUCGACACUCACUUCACUGAGGAAGCAUUCGAUGAACUAUGCUUUGAGUUCGGCAUAGAGUUGGAUGAAGUGACAUCGGAGAAGCAGAUGAAGGCCAAAGAGCAGGGUAUGGAUCGGUCGAAGGGGGCCGCAGAGGACGUCAUAUAUCGCAUCGAAAUCCCCGCCAAUCGCUAUGACUUGCUUUGCAUCGAAGGUCUCGUCCGAGCGCUUCUCAUAUUUCUGGGAAAAGCCCAAAUUCCCGAAUACAGAGCCAUUACACCACCGAAGGCUCAGUUGCAACAACUCAUAGUACUUCCUAAUACAAUGCAAGUCCGACCCUAUGCUGUGGCAGCCAUUCUUCGAGGCAUUCAUUUCACUCAAGAAAUAUACGACAGUUUUAUUGAUUUACAGGAAAAACUCCAUCAAAACCUCUGCAGAAAGCGGACUCUGGUAGCUAUCGGUGCCCAUGAUUUGGAUACAGUGAAGGGUCCCUUCUUUUAUGACGCCAGAGUUCCCAAUGAUAUCAAAUUCAGACCAUUGAAACAGACCAAAGAAUACACGGCCACUGAACUCAUGGAAUUGUAUUCUACUGACGACCACUUGAAACCGUUUUUGCAUAUCAUUAAAGACAGUCCCGUCUAUCCCGUAAUCUAUGACCAAAACAAUGUCAUUUUAUCGAUGCCUCCAAUCAUUAACGGCGAUCACAGUAAAAUAACACUUAAAACGAAAAAUAUAUUUAUUGAAAUGACUGCAACGGACUUAUAUAAAGCCAAACUAGUUUUGGACACAUUUGUCUCAAUGUUCAGUGAAUAUUCUGAGCAAAAGUUUACUGUGGAAAGUGUUGAAGUGACUCAAUCUGACACAUCACGGGAUUUGUUUCCGACACUCAAAUAUAGAGAGGAGACUGUUUCAGUGGAUUAUUUUAACAAAAAUCUUGGCAUUAGUCAAACGGCGCAACAGAUAAACACUUUACUAAAGCGAAUGAGUUUGGGGUCUGAAGUAAUUGACGAGCAGUUACUGAGAGUACGAAUCCCUCCCAUCCGUCAGGACAUACUUCACGCCUGCGAUAUAUUGGAAGACGUGGGCAUUGCUUACGGAUAUAAUAACAUUGAGUUCACAGUUCCCAAGACGCAGACCAUUGGCCACCAAUUCUUUCUAAACAAAGUGACCGAUCAGUUGAGAUACGAGAUCUCCCGAUGCGGUUAUACCGAAAUCCUAACAUUCUCUUUAUGCUCUCGCGACGAUAUCGGAGAGAAAAUGCGAAGAAAGGACUCGCUUUCAAAGGCAGUCCAUGUGGCGAACCCAAAGACAUUCGACUUCCAAGUCGGUCGCACUUCCCUAUUGCCCGGACUCCUCAAAACCAUUUACUCCAACAAACAAAUACCUCUUCCGCUCAAACUUUUUGAGAUCUCAGAUGUUAUUUUCAAAGACAGUAAUGAAGAAGUGGGCGCCAGGAAUGAGCGCUAUUUGUCUGCUAUUUAUUACAACAAAACACCGGGUUUUGAGAUCAUUCAUGGGUUAUUGGAUCGUAUUCUCCAUGUGUUGGAAAUUCCCUUUUCUGCCAAUAAAAAAGGCGUCGGAUAUUUCAUUAGAGCGGCUAAUGAUCCGCGCUUUUUGUCGGGCCGUUGCGCUGAAGUUGUGGUCAACGAUAAAGUGGUGGGAAUUAUGGGUGUCCUUCACCCGCAAGUGAUCACUAAUUUUGAUUUAGCGCAGCCCUGCUCUGCACUCGAGUUAUCACUUCAGGCUCUUAUAACCCACGAUUUGAAUCAAUAAUUUUAUUUAUAAACAUUGAAUAAAACUAAUGAAUUUUAAAAAAUAAAUA
Messenger RNA from Oppiella nova, 1998 nucleotides. NCBI's taxonomy places the organism in Eukaryota, Metazoa, Arthropoda, Arachnida, Sarcoptiformes, Oppiidae. The record is from the annotation of a GenBank genome assembly.